UUAACAUCAAAACAACCCUCAUCAGAGCCAUCAAAUGAUGUGAUCAGUAAAGAUAGUUCCAAUUUCUCGCUGUAUACUUCAAAAGCUGACGAAAUCCGUAAUUCGUUAACUGAAUUACGCGAUUUGAUUAUAUCUCGACGUAAGGAUUACAUCUCAGCUGUUGGUCACUGCAAUGGAUUUGCGCUAUCCACAUCGAAAGGAAUGUCCGAGUGGGAACGCAAAGAGAUGGACGACGAGACGGAGUGUGCUAUAAGACAAUGCUCGCAGUUGAUUCGUUCAUUCCAGCAACAGAUUCGUUGCGAUCAGAAUUUGCGUGCUGCCGAUCAGUUGAUUCAUCUUGAAGAAGUUGCUAAAAUACUGAAUAAUUAUUUGAAGAGGGUCACAAAAAUGAUCACCGAGCUAAGAUCAGUGCGACUGCGACGAACGGCUGCAAUGAAUCGAAUGACAAAAUUAUCAACAAUGGUACAGCUGCACGAGAAUGAAAUGCGAAGUCGGAAGCAAAAUUCCCCAGGAAAUAACCAAGAACUUCGGGAAGACCAAUACAACGGUACAAACAUGUUGCUCGGUGAUAGCCAAGGUGCCUCGAGUACCGCAAAAAUAUCAGAUUCAACGGAGCAUCCACACAGUCCGAGUUCAGGUGUUCGACGACGACGUAAACACACGAAAGGUUUCGUUAGAUUCAUUUUUCUUGAGCGAAUGCUUGUAGAGACAGCAAUUUAA
This is a messenger RNA of Anisakis simplex (herring worm), 720 nucleotides long. The record is from the annotation of a GenBank genome assembly. NCBI's taxonomy places the organism in Eukaryota, Metazoa, Nematoda, Chromadorea, Rhabditida, Anisakidae.